Molecule: messenger RNA, 1559 nt
Organism: Paramecium octaurelia
Lineage: Eukaryota; Ciliophora; Oligohymenophorea; Peniculida; Parameciidae
Source: the annotation of a GenBank genome assembly
AAAUGAUAGAAAAUGAAAAUGAUCUUGUAUGUAGCCUUCAUAAAUAACCUGCAAUAUUGGUUAAUCUGGAUUCUUAGUUAGAGUUAAAUUAAAGGCUCUUGUGUUAACAAUGCAGUGAUUUUAUUGAACCAUCUUCAAAUUUUUUUGGAUUCAAGAAGGCUGUUCUAAUGAUUGAAGAAAAUCGAAAGAAUAUUGUGGAGUUCUUAUAAAGUAAGAUUGAUGGAGAUCUCAGACAUGUUGAAUCGUUAUAUAAUCAAAUAAUCGCUUUGAAGUCAUAUCUUGUUUAAUUAUUGGAUCAAUUAAUAGGAAAUACAAACGAUUGGGUUUAGAAUUUAUAAUCCGCAUAUUAAGGUCAAAAUAAGUAUAGGUUCUUCAAGGAGUUAAAUUCAAUAAUACCAAAUUAAAAAAUAGAACAGAAUGAAAAGCUGAAUUUAACUAAUUAGAUUACAAAAAUAAACAAUGCUUGGAGCAAUAAAUUUAAGUUAUAUUUAGGAUCAUUUCAAUAAUACCCACAAUAUCAAAAGUGUCAAGAAAUUUUGAACUAAAUAAAUGAAUCAGACUGUCUACCUCAAUAAAAAGCAUCAGGCCCAACUAAAUUAGUACUCAUUGAUGAUUAAACAGAAUAACAAGAGAAGUGCAAAGCUAUCGCUUUUGAUCCAACAGGGAAGAUAAUGAUUUCAACUAGUGAUAAUAACAUCAAAAUGUGGAAUUUUGAACAGGGAAAAAUCACUUUAAUUAAUACACUAUAAGGACAUAAAGAGAAUAUUUAUUGUCUAGUAUAUAGCAAAGUACAGAACUGCUUCCUAUUUGGAGCUAGCGAUAAUACAAUUAGAUUAUGGAAAGAAUAGAAUAACAAUCAAUGGCAAAGUUUCUAAGCAUAAGAGGAACAUAAAGAUCCUAUAUAUUGUUUGAUUUUAACAGAAAAAGAGGAUUAAUUAAUUUCAGGUAGUAUUGAUUAAUCAAUUAAAGUAUGGAUGGUAGAUUUCAAUGAAAACAAAUUGUAAUUUCUUUAAUCUUUAGUGAAGCUUACUGCCUUUGUUGUAUCAUUGAGUUUAAAUGAUUCAGGGUAAGAUUUAGUUUCUUGUGGAUCUGAUGGGACAAUUAUAAUUUGGAGGAAAGGAGAAAAUAAUUAGUGGAACUUUUAGUAAGUUGUUACCAAUUCUUUAUAAGAAUAAGGAAAGCAUGUUAAAUUCUUAAACGAAAAUUAAUUCAUCUGGUUAGCUCAUAAGAGCAAUUAUGUUUGUGUUUUUGAAAGUACUGAUGGUGUAUACCAAGAAAAUAUAGAGAAUAGAGUUUAAUUCUAGAAAGAUAAUUAAGCAUAAGCAAAUUGGCCAUUCUUCCCAAUCAUUUAUAAUAGAGAUAAGAAUCUUUUAUGCUUAAGACAUAUAUUCCAUAUUUGCAUACUAAAAAUAGAAGAAAAAGGAAAAUUGUCAAUUAUUCAAUAAUUGGAUUACUAAAAUUAAGGUAGUUAUGGUACUGUAACAAACAAAGGAGAAUAUUUAGUAUAUUGGGGAAGUAGGGAGAACAAGUAUGAAACUUAUAAAAUACAAUAUGAAUGA